UUAUGUUCAAAGUUCAAAUAUCAAUGAAGAACAAUUACAUAAACAUUGUCAAUCUCAUCUUCCACCUCAUAUGAUUCCAUCAAUAUUUGUCAUUUUGGAGAAACUACCUUUGAAUGCAAAUGGAAAAAUAGAUCGAAAACUUCUUCCUUCUCCCUCUUCCCAUUUCUCUAAUCCUCUACAACGGAAUCAUACAAAUAAUUUACAAAUGAAAAAACCUCAUGAUGAAAUUCAAAUUACACUUCAUACUCUUUGGUGUGAUAUGUUUCAACAGAAACAAAUUUCAAUUGAUACAAAUAUCUUUACUAUUGGUGGUCAUUCUCUUCUACUUAUGCAACUUUUUCAUCGAUAUCAAACAACAUUUCACUUAGAAAGAAAAUCUCUCUCUGUUAGUGAUCUAUUUCAAUAUCCAACAAUUAUUCAUCAUUCUCAAUUUAUUCGUCAAGCUAUCAAUAUUGAAAAACAUUUUGAAGAUUAUUGGGCUUCUCUACAUCUCAUUCAAGCUCCAGCAUCAUUUGCUCAAGAAAGAAUAUUUCUUGAUGAACAAAUUCGUUUUUCAUCCAAAAGUAACAAUGUAAUAUAUGCCAUUCCAUUACUUUAUCGUGUAGCAUCUGUAAACAGUCAUAUAUCAAUUACUCGAUUACAUCAUGCAUUACAAUUUGUCAUUAUGAAACAUAGUAUUCUUCGUACAGCACUUCAUAUAGAUAUUAAUGGUAUUAUUAUCCAACAGUGUUUGAAUGUAAAUAUCAAUAAUGAUGAUAUUAAACCAUAUGGAUUUUCAAUAAUUAAUCUUCAUGAUGAUAAAGAUCGUGACAUUGAUAAAACAAUAGCUGAGAUCAUAAAUAGCUGUAAUUUAUUUGUCUUAACAAAAGGAUGUGUUAUUCAUUGUCAUAUUCUUCGUCAAUAUCAUUCGGAUGAUAAUCUCUCAUUUAAGAAUGAUGAUUUGUUGACUAAAGAUGAUUUAAUAUUAUUUAACAUUCAUCAUUCAGCAUUUGAUGGAGCUUCUUUAUCAAUUUUUCUUCGUGAUUUCUCUCUUGCUUAUGAGACUGAUCGCUCAUUACCUUUGGAUGAUAAUGCAUUGGAAUACAUUGAUUAUUCUGUUUAUGAACAUCAAAUGGAUAUGACAUUAUCAAGUGACUUUUGGAAAUCACAACUUCAAACAUACAAUCUCGAAUGUCGUUUGCCAUUGCCAACUGAUAGGCAACGUUCAUCGACUGAUCAACGAUCUGGUUUUGCUUCGGUAGCUCAAAUCUCUUUCGAUGAUGAGAUUUCCAUAGCAUUUCUAAACUAUGCUUCUGCACAU
Molecule: messenger RNA, 1300 nt
Organism: Rotaria sordida
Lineage: Eukaryota; Metazoa; Rotifera; Eurotatoria; Philodinida; Philodinidae
Source: the annotation of a GenBank genome assembly